Messenger RNA from Anoplopoma fimbria (sablefish), 995 nucleotides. RefSeq names its product NAD(P)H dehydrogenase [quinone] 1-like. The coding region runs from base 89 to 922 and encodes 277 amino acids. NCBI's taxonomy places the organism in Eukaryota, Metazoa, Chordata, Actinopteri, Perciformes, Anoplopomatidae. Gene Ontology annotation, cellular component: cytosol. The record is from RefSeq and is a predicted model, not a curated record. The transcript is spliced from 6 exons. Gene Ontology annotation, molecular function: NAD(P)H dehydrogenase (quinone) activity.
GUGGUGUAUAAAACAACAUCUUGAAUGUUGCUCCAGAGUGACCUGCUCUGUCAUUCAACACACCAGCUACUGUAAAGCGCCACAGUUGAUGUCUGUAUUCAGGAUGGCAACAAAGAACGUGUUGAUUGUGUAUGCCCACCAGAGCUCAGGCUCAUUCAACGCUGCAGCCAAAGAUGCUGCUGUGGAAGUUUUAAAAGCUCAGGACUGCACAGUAGAAGUAUCAGACCUGUACGCCAUGAAGUUUAAAGCCGCUGCUACUGCUGAGGACAUCACCGGAGAAGUCAAGAAUGCCGAUCACUUCCGUUAUGCAGAGGAGACCAAACUGGCGUGGGAGGAAGGAAAACUGUGUGACGACCUCACUGAGGAACAACGCAAACUCACUCAGGCAGAUCUCAUCAUCUUUCAGUUCCCCAUGUACUGGUUCACUGUUCCUGCAAUCAUGAAGGGCUGGAUCGACCGGGUGCUCACACUGGGCUACGCCUACUCUCACGAGAAGAGAUACAGCCAAGGAAUCUUCAAGGACAAGAAAGCCAUGCUGUCCUUCACCACUGGGUCUCAAGAGUCCAUGUUUAGUGCAAAUGGUAUUAAUGGAGACAUGAAUGUCACACUGUGGCCACUACAGAAUGGCAUCCUGCACUACUGUGGCUUUCAGGUUCUGGCCCCUCAGAUCUUCUGGGCUCCGUCUCACGUUCCCUCUGAGGAGCGCAGCACCAUGCUAGAGGGCUGGCGUACCCGACUGCAAGGCAUCCUGAAAGAGAAAUCACUUUCCUUCACUCCCAUGGACUGCUUCGACAGGGAGAAGGGUUUCCAGCUGAAGCCUGAGGUCCAUGAGAAACAUGCCUCCAAGGAGUAUGGACUGACUGUUGGGAUCCACCUGGGAAAGGCGCUACCACCCAACAACCAGAUGAAAGCUGGAGUCUGAAGACAGUGGGGCUUCUGUAUUUCAUUGCAUGAUGGAAAAAUAAAGGCUGACUUGAAUUCUAUUGCAUGAUUAU